UUCUAUGUUUUUUUUCUUCUAAUUUUAAAAAGUAUUACAGUGAGAAGCACACUGGUCAAAAGCCUUUUUGAGUGCCCUCGAUCUCCCAAAUUCCUCCGCCGCAGAAUUCAUGGCGUCCCGCCACCACCACCGCGACCACGGCCGCUGCCACCGCCACAACCACCGUGAGAGCAUCCCAAUAUCCGCUGCGAUCUCGUCCACGCCAUCGUGUCGCUGCUGCUCCGGCGACUACCGUCCCUGCUGCACCCAAUCCGACCACCUUCCUCCAACGUCGUUGGAUCAUCUCCUUCGUCUCGUCGCCGCUUAUCUCGAGGAACAGCUACAAGAAACGCAAUGUGGUGAUCAGACCCAUUUCUGCGAAACCCGGUGUCGAAGCUUCAACGGGUUCAAAGGACAACGUUUUGUGCACCAGCAGAAGAACGUUCAACGAGAAUACGACCAUUUCGUCUUGUCUUGUCUUCUCCGGAAAAUCGAAGAUCUCGAGUUUUCGCUUAACCGGUUUUCGUCUUCUUCUUGCCAUCGGCGCGGUUCCUACUUUACUGUAAGAGAUUCGGCGGCGCGUGUGAUUCAGAUCCAUUUCCGCUCUUACCUGGUUCGCAGAUCCAGAUCACUUUGGCAACUCAAGGAGCUUGCAAUGAUAAAAUCUAGUUUCCUGUCUCUCAAAUCUUCCGUUUCGGGCAAAACCCAUUUCCCUUUCGAAGUAGUUUCUCGAGAAGCCAUGGAUUUGCUUACGCAGCUUGAUUUCAUUCAGAGCAGGGAUGAUCCGAUGUUACGAGACGGGAAGAAAUCACUGAGUAGAGAUUUGGUAAGGUUUCUUGAGUACGUAGAUGGUUGUGCUGUCAAAAGGCAUGAGAUUAUCCUUAAACACGCAAAAGAUACGAGCUUUAUUGCUAGCAGCAGCAAAUGUAGGAGUUUAAGAUCCAGACAUCUGGAUUUUGGUUCAUGUGAAGAUAAAAACUCCGAGAAAUUGAGGAAACGAAUGGAGAAAAUCAUCAUUUCGUCCAAGGGAAACGAGGAUAACAAUGUGGAGCUAGAAGAAUUUCACUUUGUCACUGAUACGGGGGAAGAUAUCCCUGUUGUUUCUGUUGAUAAUGUAAAGGUUGGAAAUUUGAGAUCUAGAAAUGGUGUUAUGGUGAAAGGCAAUGUUGGAUUGAAACCUCGGGUGGGUAGGACCAUAAGAUUCGACAAGAGGGGGGAUGCCUAUCCGGUAUAUGGAAGUGCCCAUGAGCCGGCUUCAAAUGGAGAGGAGGAUUCAGUUGAUGAUGACGAGGAGAUCUUGGUGAUGUCCCAUGAUAAUGGUGUGAGCCAUAGUUCCAAAACUAGAAAAGGGGUCUUGGUGAAAGGCACUGGAGGGAAAACCAGGGUGGUAAAAACUGUGAGCUUUGAUGAGAAAGGGAAUGUGUAUAGGGUUUAUGGAGAUACACCCGAGUCAAGUUCAGGUGGGGAUGAUGACAAUUCCACGAAUGGAUCAAACAGUGAGAAUGGAGAAUAUGGAGAAGAGAAUGGUUAUGACGAGGUCGAGGAAAUCAAAUGCGUCCCGAGAGAGAAUAAGGUCGCUGAAGAAGAAGCUCGUUCAGAGGACGAGGAGUCUUCUUCACAGGGUAGUCAAGGGGAGAUACCGCUCACAAGAAACGCAAAUCAUGCAGUAGAGAGUGAGUUUCGGGGUCGAAAGGGUGGCUUAAUGUUCUCUCCUCCAUUGCCACUCAAAAUGGAACCUUGAGUUGAGCUGAGUCAUGGUGAAAGGAACUGGUGCCAGCACAGAGUUACCAUGUUCCGGUGACUAGUUAUUCUGAUGUCUGCUGUCGGGUCUCAGUGUGAAUCCAAUGGGAGCAUUUUGUCAUGUCCAAAAAUGUAACACAAGGAGAAGGGUUUCAGGUUAGGUUCCUUUUGGUGGGACUUUUUCUUUUGGAUUGUUUCUGGAUUUUCUCUGUUCUGUAUUGAUUUACAGGAUUUGUGUUCUUGAAUCUUGAACUGAUGGAUCGUUUGAUGAACUGUCUGUCUCCACGGGAAGUAAUGCUGUUCUUUUGUGUCAGCUUCUGCGUGAGCAUGAAUUUCUCAGUUUAAUCUUUGGUUUUUUGUU
This is a messenger RNA of Tarenaya hassleriana, 2080 nucleotides long. RefSeq names its product BAG family molecular chaperone regulator 8, chloroplastic-like. The coding region runs from base 110 to 1720 and encodes 536 amino acids. The record is from RefSeq and is a predicted model, not a curated record. The transcript has 2 exons. Lineage: Eukaryota; Viridiplantae; Streptophyta; Magnoliopsida; Brassicales; Cleomaceae. Gene Ontology annotation, cellular component: plasmodesma. Gene Ontology annotation, biological process: protein folding.